Molecule: messenger RNA, 3023 nt
Organism: Trachemys scripta elegans
Lineage: Eukaryota; Metazoa; Chordata; Testudines; Emydidae
Gene: SECISBP2
Product: SECIS binding protein 2
Exons: 19
Coding region: 123-2894 (923 amino acids)
Biological process (GO): selenocysteine incorporation
Cellular component (GO): ribonucleoprotein complex
Molecular function (GO): ribonucleoprotein complex binding; mRNA 3'-UTR binding; selenocysteine insertion sequence binding
Source: RefSeq, a predicted model, not a curated record
ACCAGCUGCGCCGCGGCUCUUCUGACGCCUCUCGCGGGCGUCGUCGGCCGGUCGGACUCGGGAGCUGGUUUGGGGGAGAGGGGGUAGGUGGCGCGUGGUGCUGUUCCCCUUCCCGACCAGCCAUGGCCACGGAGCGGGAGCCGGGCACGGCCAGCGAGGGCUUCAAGUUCUCAGCAGAUGUCAAACCGUUUGUCCCAAAAUACACGACAGUAACUGUGGCAUGGUCAGAACCUUCGGAAGCAUGUGUCUUUCCUACUACAUACUACCCACGUGUUCAGGAACCGUCUGUGGAUAAAUCUGUUGAAUUUGCGGAAGCUGUAUUUAAGGCUUCCUUUAGCCAGCCACAAAUAUGUGCGGAAGAUGUGUCCUGGGAUGGCGCUUCAUCUCUUUCUCAAUAUAUAUCUGGUAGCGUUAUGGGAUAUACUCCACUUGGUGAAUACUCUAGCUCACCUUCUUCGUCUGAUGCUGCACCAAAUAUGUACUCAGUAGCCAGCGCACGGUAUAAUUAUAACAACUCUCAACACUACAGUCAUUCCAGGAUAGUUAAUGAAUGUGGCGAACAAAUUUGUCCAGUCAAACAAGAGACUAGAAAGACUCCUAAAAGGAGAUCAAAAGGUGAUGAGCAGAAAUUGGACAAUAAAAGGCUUGAUGGAAGUGACUCAUCAGACAGAACAACAAAUAGAAGUUCACUUCAUACUUCUGUGUAUGGCAGAGAUGCUUUGAAACCAGACAGGUCUAAUAAAGCCAUGAACAGGAAAUCAAAACAGAUUCCAAAAAACGAGUCUCUUCCAAAACCUGCUUUUGAAGUUACCCUUUCGGAUUUCCCUAAGUUGCAGACUCUGGGAAGCAAUGAUGUAGUGGACCUAGAAAAACAUAAAUGGGGGCCAUUAUGCUCAACUGAAGGCAAUACUGCACUCUUGAGACAACCAGUCAGAACACAGACUUCUGCUUUGGUGACCACAGAGGAUAAAAACAAAGCGGAAAACAAAGCUGUAUCAAAAAUUUAUACAGAAGUAGGUUCAGUUUCCUCUUCACUUGAUACUAGAGCAGCACUUCCUCCAACAUCUGCACCUUACUCCACUCAGUCACAUUUAUCUUGGGCCACCAUACUAUCGCAGGCUCCAAAGAGAGUUGUUUCCUCACCAGCCUCUGAACUUAUUUCCAGUAACCAUUCUUGCAGCAAAGAAAAACAAGAUGUUCAGGCAAAUAGUAAGUCAAAAACAAGAAAUGAUGCUAGUGAAACUGAGCCUGAAGAAGUAUCAGAAAAGAAGAAGAAAAAAAAGAAAAAGAAACCUAAAUCAAAUCCUGAAGAGGAAAAACCUCAAAAUGAAAGCUUUAUACUACAGGAACCACCAAGGAUUGAGGAUGCUGAAGAGUUUCCUGACCUGGCAGCUGCUUCUGACCGAAAAAACAGGGCGGGGACUCAGAAAUCAUUCUAUGCUCCUCCUGUUAGCAGAAGGCAGCCUGAAGUACAUGUAACCAAAGAGUCCUGUGACAGUCAUUAUCGAAAAGAUACAUCAAACUUGGGAGCUGUUGUAACAUCAGGGAAAAAAACAGGGAAACAUGCUUCAUCUGCUAUGUUGGAAAGAAAAAAACCUCAGGAAGCUUCUAAGAGCAGUGGAAAGAAGAGUCAGAUUCCAGUGAAGUUGGAUUUGGGAGGCAUGCUGGCUGUAUUGGAGCAGAAGCAACAUGCAGAGAAAUCAAAACAGUCCUCAAAACCUGUGGUGCUUUCAGUUGGCGGUGCCAUACCAUUGCUUUCAAAAGAACCUACAACAGUAACAAAAAAUCAACAAUUAAGUCAAGGGAAGACACCACAUAAUCCAUUGGACUCCAGUGCUCCUUUGGUAAAGAAAGGAAAGCAGAGAGAAGUCCCCAAAGCAAAGAAACCAACAUCUCUUAAAAAGAUUAUUUUGAAAGAGAGAGAACAGCGAAAACAGCACCUGUUAGAACAGACAACGAUUCCAAAAGAUGAUGGAGAUACUGUUCAUCAGUGUGAAGAAUCCGCAACUGAAGAUCAGACACUUACUCAGGAUACCAAAACAGACAUAGCAGAAGAUGUUCCCAUAACCUCAGUUUCUGUGGCUCAGAGCAGUUCAGAAGUGUUCCUGGAACGUGAAGACCUCAAGGAUUCUACGGAAAGUUCUUCCAGUCUAACACAACUAAACUCCAGCCUUCCAAAAAUCCAUAGCAGGAGAUUUAGAGAUUACUGUAGCCAGGUACUUAGUAAAGAAGUUGAUAGUUGUGUGACAGACCUUCUAAAAGAACUGGUUCGUUUCCAAGAUCGCUUGUAUCAGAAAGACCCAGUGAAGGCCAAGACAAAACGCAGACUUGUUAUGGGGCUCAGAGAAGUUUUGAAACACCUGAAGUUGAAAAAAUUGAAAUGUGUCAUCAUCUCUCCAAACUGUGAAAAGAUUCAAUCAAAGGGUGGGUUGGAUGAGACUCUACAUACCAUUAUUGAUUGUGCCUGUGAACAGAAUAUCCCAUUUGUCUUUGCUCUCAAUCGCAAAGCUCUAGGACGUUGUGUGAACAAAGCAGUGCCUGUCAGUGUGGUGGGAAUUUUCAGCUAUGAUGGUGCUCAGGACCACUUUCACAAAAUGGUAGAACUGACGAUGGAAGCCAGGCAUGCAUACAAAGAUAUGGUGGCAGCUUUAGAGGAAGAGGCAGCUGAAGGGGGAGGAAGUGAAAAACACAGCACAAUCUUAACCACUCAAUAUGAAGAGAAGAGCUUGUCCGAGACCGGUAAAACGCCCCAUGUGGAAUCUGAUGAGGAUGUACCAAAUUACAUCAAAAUCUGGAAGAGAAAGCUUGAGGAGGAGUAUAACCCUUAUGCCUUGGAAUUAGAAAAGACUGCGACUACUGAAAUGCUGACCUUGAAUUUAGAUGAGCCUCAGUAAAGCUGGAUCAUAUUUUAUUGGGCCUUAUUACUUUUUACACAGAUAAUUCAGUAUUUACAGAUCUAAAAUCAGUGGUCCAUCUAAGCUGCGAGGUGUAGCAAAUAAAGUGUAAUCUAGGAAACGUCUAAA